This is a messenger RNA of Hyposmocoma kahamanoa, 950 nucleotides long. RefSeq names its product synaptic vesicle glycoprotein 2C-like. NCBI's taxonomy places the organism in Eukaryota, Metazoa, Arthropoda, Insecta, Lepidoptera, Cosmopterigidae. Gene Ontology annotation, biological process: transmembrane transport. The coding region runs from base 105 to 950 and encodes 281 amino acids. Gene Ontology annotation, molecular function: transmembrane transporter activity. The record is from RefSeq and is a predicted model, not a curated record. Gene Ontology annotation, cellular component: membrane. The transcript is spliced from 6 exons.
CUGAUGGGCGUUUGUGGUCUGUCUUAAAACUCUGUGUCUAUUUUUGCCAUUAAUGAAAGGAGCGCGGUAAUUUUUUAUGUGUAAUAAAAAUUAAAUGAGUAAAAAUGAAAAAAGUGUCGGUUGCAAGUUACGGGUCUACAAAGGAAGUUAAGAAAAUGAAUGCAGAUUUAGAGGAAGCCUUGGAAAUUGCUGGUGCCGGCAAAUACCAGAUAUGCCACUGUCUGCUAAUGGUAAUGGCACUGACCGCGUCACUGAUGGAGGUCUUGUCUUACUCCUUUGUGCUGCCAACGGCCGCCUGCGACCUACAGGUGCCGGUCCACUUGAGAGGACUAAUAACUUCUAUACCUAACAUAGGAAUAAUCCUGACGGCAGCGUUUUGGGGGCGCAUGGCAGACAAUUAUGGUCGCAAGCCAAUCCUUCUCUUAGCUUGUAUGGCUGCAGGGUUGUUCUGCUUCAUUGCCGCAUUUAUGCCCAAUCUGGUCAGCUUUGCUAUUUGUAAAUUCUUCGCCUCUCUGUUUUUAUCAGUCCCGUCAUCUCUGAGUUUUGCUUACGCGGGCGAGAUAACGCCAACCCGGCGCCGAGAUUUGGCCGUCCUUUGCGUCAACGGUUUGCUAACAGUCUCCUCAGCAUUAAGCCCUCUUAUUGCUUGGGCUGUCCUUUCCAUUGACUGGAGAGUGAACCUUGGAGCAAUCAACUUUAGACCAUGGCGUCUGCUUACCAUAGUGUACGCACUUCUUUUGGUUCUAACCAGCAUAAGUGUUAUAUUUAUAAAAGAAAGCCCCAAAUUUUUGGUGUCGAAAGGUAAAUAUAGAGAAGCUUUGGAAGUCCUGAGAUACAUUUACUCUAAGAACUCUGGCAGGCCUCAAGAUGACUAUUACGUACGUAUUCAAAUUAUUACCAUUUAUUUAUUAUUGAGAAGACUUAAAUUUUUAUCAACAAACGCAUGUUAA